GGCGACGAGCAACACUCCACGACGCUGCAUACUAACACCACAGCAAAAAUGUCGUCUCGCCCAACCGUCACGAUCAUCGGUGCCGAUGGUGCUCCAUCCAAGGACACCCACCCGCUCCCAAAUGUCUUCAAGGCGCCAAUCCGCCCAGACAUUGUCCAGCAGGUGCACACCGGCAUGGCCAAGAACAAGCGCCAGCCAUACGCCGUGAGCGAGAAGGCCGGUCACCAGACCUCUGCUGAGUCUUGGGGAACUGGUCGCGCUGUUGCCCGUAUCCCCCGCGUCUCUGGUGGUGGUACUCACCGCGCUGGUCAAGCUGCCUUUGGUAACAUGUGCCGUUCUGGUCGCAUGUUCGCACCAACCAAGGUCUGGCGCAAGUGGCACCAGAAGAUCAACCUUGGCCAGAAGCGAUUCGCAACUGCUUCCGCCAUCGCCGCAUCCUCCAGCGCUGCCCUCCUCCUCGCCCGUGGCCACAAGAUCAACGAGGUUCCAGAGGUUCCACUCGUCAUCUCCUCGACCGCUUUCUCCAACGCCGCCGUGAAGAAGACCUCCGCUGCUCUCGCUCUCCUCAAGGCUGCUGGUGCCGGUCCAGAUCUUGAGAAGGUCAAGGCCUCCCGCAAGCUCCGCGCAGGAAAGGGCAAGCUGAGGAACCGCCGCCACACUCAGCGCCGUGGGCCUCUCGUUAUCUACGAGCCAGAGAAGGAUGGCCGUGAGCUUGUCACCGCUUUCCGCAACAUCCCAGGUGUUGAGACCUGCCCAGUCUACGCUCUGAACCUCCUCCAGCUCGCACCAGGUGGUCACCUCGGCCGUUUCGUCAUCUGGACCUCCUCCGCUUUCGCCGCCCUCGACACCGUCUACGGCAGCACGACCGAGCCAUCCGGCCUCAAGCGCGACUUCCUUCUCCCAUCCAACGUGGUCGCUCAGCCAGAUAUUGCCAAGCUCAUCAACAGCAGCGAAGUCCAGAGCGUGCUCCGCCCAGUCAAGGGCUCUGCCAUCACCAAGCGCACCGUUGUGCAGAAGAAGAACCCACUCCACAACAAGCAAGUCUUGCUCCGCCUCAACCCAUACGCCAAGGCAUAUGCAUCGCAGGGUCUUGGUCACGUCAAAUCGACCGACAAGCCGAUUGCCAAGGACAAGGCGUACGAGGCUACUCUCCACGAGAACUAAGCGUUUGUUUGUUGUAUGAAAGGUUUUCUGGGAGCGGGAACACAGCUGAAGCAUCCAUGAGAGCUGUACGGCGUUCAUAUCAUCGAAUCAAAGAUGAUUUACAUUGCCUAUAUGAUUCAUGACACUCGUAAUAUCCUGUUCAUCAUUUCGG
Messenger RNA from Pseudocercospora fijiensis CIRAD86, 1315 nucleotides. RefSeq lists its product as uncharacterized. Lineage: Eukaryota; Fungi; Ascomycota; Dothideomycetes; Mycosphaerellales; Mycosphaerellaceae. The coding region runs from base 49 to 1164 and encodes 371 amino acids. Gene Ontology annotation, cellular component: ribosome; cytosolic large ribosomal subunit. Gene Ontology annotation, molecular function: structural constituent of ribosome; RNA binding. Gene Ontology annotation, biological process: translation. The record is from RefSeq and is a predicted model, not a curated record. The transcript is spliced from 3 exons.